Musa acuminata subsp. malaccensis (wild Malaysian banana) is the source of this 1867-nucleotide messenger RNA. RefSeq names its product bZIP transcription factor 1-B. NCBI's taxonomy places the organism in Eukaryota, Viridiplantae, Streptophyta, Magnoliopsida, Zingiberales, Musaceae. The record is from RefSeq and is a predicted model, not a curated record. Gene Ontology annotation, cellular component: nucleus. Gene Ontology annotation, biological process: regulation of DNA-templated transcription. Gene Ontology annotation, molecular function: sequence-specific DNA binding; DNA-binding transcription factor activity.
GGGCCCGAGCUCUUCACAGUGCCUCCCUCUCCCUCUCUCUCAGAUCUCAAGGUUUGGGUCGAAGACGGAGGAACCGUGAAGGCGCUCCUCUUUCGCCACAUACCUUUCUCUGUCUUUUGGAUAUUCUUUGCGCUUGAAAUUUGGUGUAGGAAUUCCGAAAAGUUUCAUAUUUAGGAUUAGGGUUUGGAAGUUGGAUCAACAAUGUGGAGUUGGAUGACCCCUCUCCUCUGUUUCUUCCUGAUUUAGCAUAUGAUUUAGAAGAAUUUGAUUCGUUGGGAGUAGCGGUUGGAGGGGUCAUUGGAUUAUGGGCAGCAGUGAGGCCGACCCAUCUGCCAAGGCUCCAAAGACAUCUGCAGCUCAGGAGCAAACUCCUGCCACUAGCUCCACCCCUGCUGUGACCGUUUACCCUGACUGGUCAAGCUUUCAGGCAUAUUCACCGAUUCCACCACAUGGAUUUUUUCAUUCUCCAGUGGCAUCGAAUCCCCAGCCCCAUCCUUACAUGUGGGGACCUCAGCACCUUAUGCCACCAUAUGGGACUCCACCACCUCCAUAUGUGAUGUAUCCUCCUGGAGGGUUAUAUUCUCAUCCAUCUAUGCCUCCUGGGGCACACCCUUUUAACCCUUAUGCUAUGACAUCUGCAAACAGCAAUGUUGAGGCUUCUGGAGGUGCUCCUGGAGUGGAAAUGGAUGGUAAGUCAUCUGAAGGUAAGGAAAGAAGUCCCAUAAGAAGAUCCAAAGGAAGUUUAGGUAGUUUGAAUAUGAUUACAGGAAAGAACAACAGCGAGCCAGGUAAAACAUCAGCGCAACCAGUUAAUGGAGCGUUCUCUCAGAGUGGCGAAAGUGGAAGUGAGAGUUCAAGUGAGGGGAGUGAUGCCAAUUCUCAAAAUGAUUCACACCCAAAGACAACUGGUGGGCAUGAGUCUUUUGGUGAGGCUUCCCAGAAUGGCAAUUCCGCAAGUGGUUCUCAGAAUGGUGUUACUCAAAUGCCAUCACAGACAACGUUGAGUCAUCCUUUGUCUAUGGUGCCUAUGUCAGCAACUGUACCUGGAGCAAUUGUUGGUCCCACCACAAACUUAAAUAUAGGGAUGGACUACUGGGGUGCUCCAAGCUCAUCCCCUGUUCCGGUGCAUGGUAAGAUUCCUGCGACUGCAGUUGGAGGAGCUGCAGUUCCUGGUGCUCCAUCUGAUCUUUGGUUGAAGGAUGAUAGAGAACUUAAAAGGCAGCGAAGAAAGCAAUCAAACAGAGAAUCUGCACGUCGGUCCCGAUUACGUAAGCAGGCAGAGUAUGAAGAACUGGCUCAACGUGCCGAUACUUUGAGAGAGGAAAAUGCUUCCUUGAGGGCAGAGCUCACCAGGAUCAAGGAGGAGUACGAGCAACUUCUUUCUCAAAACACAUUGCUUAAGGAGAAAAUUGGUGAAGUAAAGCAAGGUGCGGAAGAUCAAAGUCUUGAUGGAAAAGAACAAUGUUCCGGAGAUGACAAACCGAAAAGGAACUUAGAUUCUGAUGCUCAAGCAGCAGAAACAGAGCAAGGGCAGAGUGGCGUCUAGCCCCUCCCUGCUCGAGAUUGGAGUCUAACCCCAAAGGAUCCCCACGCCCAGAUAACAUAAAAUGGUUAAGAACCGAGCAUAUUACAGUUGUUGCUGUCAAUUGGUAUUAGGUAAAACUGUCACUACUAAGGCAGAUAUAGAUAGGGUGGGAAGGCGCAGCUUCUUCCUCUUCUGUCAGCAUGGCUAGUGUGACCCUUCUCACUCGCCUAUUUGUAUGCUUAACCUUUGAUUGAAUGUAUUGCUCCAUGAGAAACUAAUUAUUGCUAAUGCUGUAAUGUUAACUUUCAUCUUAUUGUUGAACAAAGAACCUGUGUUUUAUCA